CAUUGUGCCUCGCGUGCGGCAAAGAUGUCCGCGACUAUACCUCGCUGACGUGCAUCUCUGAAGUCUCUGGAAAAUCUCCCACGCCUCGCCACCCGAUUUAUACACACUUCCUACCGAUUCUCAACCACAUGGGUCUGCGGGAUACCAUUCGAAAUCUACGGCCGGAGAGUCCCGGCCGGGACAAGGGCAGCAUCGAGCUGCAGCACCGAAGUCCGAGAGGUGCAUGCCAUCACAAUCAGGUGGCCGCCGUCCAGGUCACCGAACAGUCCUUACAGGUAUGGCGCGCACUGCCCGCAGAGAUUCGCCACGAUCCCAGCAUGGCCAGUUUUCAGAUGGAGAACGAAAGAAUCCAUGGUUCCUCCGCCGGCGCCAGCGACGACGAGGAUGAGGAUGAGGAGGCAUACGAGGAGGUAGAUAGGAAGAACGCCAGUGGCAUUCAGGACGAGCCCGGUUCCAGCUAUGCUGGCUCCGACUUCCUGGACAUCAAGACCAGGCCUGGUGAUGAGAAUGCCACCGACGAUGAGGCCACCACCCAUUCCGACCACGAACCGGCCAAUGGGCCGGGUAAUGCCAAAUCACAGGCCCGCCGGAUCCAUCACAAAUCCAGGCGUUCCAAGGAGCAAAGACAGCGGGACAAAUUGUGGAAACGCGGCGGAUUACUUGUCUUUUGGCUCCUGGCGGCAGUGGUGCUGAUAUCGGUGGGCGAAAAGCAUCUGCUGGAGAAAACCAUUGAUGUGCCCAUGGGCGAGCAGGGAAAGUUUUUCAAGCUGCGUCAAAAACCCACUGGUGACUUUCGCUUAAAGAUUCAUGGUGCUUUUAGAGAGCUCUCCACGCUGGAUGCCCCUGAAAAUGAGACUUUGAGCUUCGGAUUUCUGACUGUGCAGCCACAGGUGUCCACUUACAUUGGCGAGAAUCACAGCCAGGUGUUCCAGGAUAUACUUCCAGCCUGGCGGUUACCACUGCUCUCCCAGGACGAGCUGUUGCUACGUGCUCCGGCUGUGGCCACCAAUCGCACCUAUCAGAUGACCCAGGAGUUGAGUGGUUUUUUGGAGGAGAAGGACAGCGAAUUUCGCUUGCAUAUCUUUAGCGAUGUGGAGGCGGAUUUGGCCAUUGUUCUGAACUAUAAUCCCUUGAUAGUGAAUGCCAGGACAGGGAGCAUCCUGGCUGGCUUGAUCCUGCUGAUCUUCUACGCAUUGCUGGUUUGGGAACUGUUCGAAAGGACCUUUGUGGCCAUGAUAUGUUCUAUUCUUUCCGUGACAGCUCUAGCCUGUUUUAAUGAUCGUCCCAAUAUGGAUGAGAUUAUCCAGUGGAUGGACAUGGAGCUACUGACUCUACUCUUCUGCAUGAUGCUGCUCAUUUUGAUACUGACAGAAACUGGCGUAUUCGACUACCUGGCCGUAUUUUGUUUCGAGAUAUCGGGUGGCAAGAUUUGGCCCAUGAUAUACAGUCUUUGCUUGGUCACCUGCGUAGUGUCCAGUGUGCUGGACAACAUGACAACCGUGCUGCUCCUCACCCCAGUGGCAAUCCGAUUGUGCGAGGUAAUGCAGCUGGAUCCCCUGCCCGUGGUGAUGGGCAUUAUAGUGCAUGCCAAUAUCGGAGGCGCCCUGACACCCAUCGGAGAUCCCAUCAGCAUUAUAGUCAGCACCAAUCACUUUAUUGUGGAUAAUGAUGUAACUUUUCCCACAUUUGUGGCCCACACUUUCCCUGGUGUCAUUUUAGCAGUUAUUCAAAGUUGCGUGUAUCUGCGCCUCUUCUAUCACAAUAUCGAUGCACUGCGUCUCAAUGAGCCCAAGGAGAUGAGUGAGCUUCGGAGGGAGAUGAAGGUGUGGCAGAGAGCCCUCAAUGCAGUGGCCUCCUGUUCCAAGGAUGCCCAGCUGGUGAGGGGAACGCUUCAGGCUAAAAUUAAGCAGCUGAAAAGGACCCUUAGAAGGUUGCAAAAGGGUGUGGGAUCCUCGGAGGUCUAUACAAAUACGCUGGAUGAGCUCAAGCAGAAGUACCCCAUCAAAAACAAGACCCUUUUGUUGCAAUCCGCCGGAGCCCUGCUCUUCGUCAUUGUUUGCUUCUUCAUUCAAUCCGUGCCGCACUGGAGGACGUUGCCCCUGGGUUGGGUGGCCCUGCUGGGCGUGAUCCUGCUGCUGAUCAUCCUCAAUCGUGAUGACAUGGAGCAUCUGAUGCACCGCAUCGAGUGGACCACACUGCUCUUCUUUGCCGCCAUGUUCGUGAUGAUGGAGUGCGUGGAGAGAUUGGGAAUCUUCUCCUGCAUCAGUGAGCUCACCGAGCAUGUGAUCCUUUCGGUGGGGAAGAGUCUUCGUCUGGCCAUGGCCAUCUUUAUGAUAUUAUGGAUGUCGGCGCUGGCAUCCUCCAUAUUGGAUAGUAUUCCAGUGGCAGCCAUAAUGGUGAAGCUGGUGACCUCUCUGGUGGCCAAGCCAUCGCUGGGAUUGCCCCUCCAGCCACUAGUUUGGGCUCUGACCCUGGGCGCAUCGAUGGGUGGGAAUGGAACGCUCUAUGGCGCCUCAGCCAAUGUCAUAGCAGCCGGAAUUGCCGAGCAACAUGGCUAUAAGCUGUCCUUCACCCGAUAUUUGAGAACCGUUUUUCCCAUGAUGCUGGCACAGAUCACCCUGAUGACUGUCUAUCUACUGGUGGCCCAUGUGGUCUUUGAAUGGCAUUGAGACUCCCUAUUUAAUAUCCAUACUGAUUAAUAUAUUAUUGUAUCUAAUGAAUAAUGUUUUUCACUUCGAAUCUAAAAAGUUUAUUUUGUGUGAGUUCCACUGUAGUCCUCGUCCUUUUAUAUUCGCCUCUUGAUGUGUUUUAUGUGUUCUGGCAUAUAACGUAAGAAUAUCUAUAUUUAAGCGUUCAUUUGUGAUUAGCAAAUGUAUAAAAAUAUACCAUAAAUAUAAAGUGCAUAUGGUUUUCGUUCACCUCUAUAGAA
Molecule: messenger RNA, 2929 nt
Organism: Drosophila erecta
Lineage: Eukaryota; Metazoa; Arthropoda; Insecta; Diptera; Drosophilidae
Gene: hoe2
Product: P protein
Exons: 7
Coding region: 129-2669 (846 amino acids)
Biological process (GO): transmembrane transport
Cellular component (GO): membrane
Source: RefSeq, a predicted model, not a curated record